Messenger RNA from Spea bombifrons (plains spadefoot toad), 1973 nucleotides. It is a transcript of the gene TRIM65, whose product is annotated as tripartite motif containing 65. Gene Ontology annotation, biological process: positive regulation of autophagy. The record is from RefSeq and is a predicted model, not a curated record. Gene Ontology annotation, molecular function: protein binding. The coding region runs from base 256 to 1896 and encodes 546 amino acids. NCBI's taxonomy places the organism in Eukaryota, Metazoa, Chordata, Amphibia, Anura, Pelobatidae. The transcript is spliced from 6 exons.
CUUUAGUUUCGAUUCAUCGCCGCGAUGUCUUCCUUAGCAGCUUCUCAUGUAUGAGACUCAGCCUUCAUUACUUCCCUAUUGCCUUUUCCUAGCAGCGGAGGAACAAAUGGAUUCUCCAUCCCGUCCAGGGUUCCUGACAGUGACCUCAAACCACUAGAUACUCCUUGAGUCUCGGCUGGAUCCUGGACAGGCGCCCCUGUAACCCGCUCCUAGCUACCUCUGAUUGUUCCUUCAGCCUUCCAUCUCUACCUCAAAAUGUCAGAAUCCGAAAUCAUUCCAGAAUCUAUCCGGGACAAGCUAAAUUGUAGCAUCUGCCUGGAGAUAUUCCGUGUUCCACUGACGCUCCCGUGUGGGCAUAACUUCUGCCAACCUUGCAUCCAUGGGCACUGGGAUCGUGAAGCAGCAUCAAUGGUGGCCAUUACCUGCCCCGUGUGUCGGGAACCUUUCAAGGAGCGUCCAGAGCCCAUGAAGAACGUCACCAUCAACGCGCUGGUGGACCAGUUGAAAGACGAAGAAAAGAAAAGACAGAAAGGAUCUCCCAUGAGAUUGGAAACCAAAGCCGGAGUGUUGGAGGCCACCUGUCCUCGGCAUCACAGAGUCUUAAACCUCUUCUGCUGCACUGAGAAGAAAUGCGUCUGCGUUGAAUGCUCCGUGACAGGGUGUCGGGGACACCAACUAGAACUUACCGAGAACGAAAGGAGGAGAGAAGAAGCGAGACUGUCUGCCGUUCUGCAUAAUAAUAGCUGUAACAGGGAACAGACCGGAGCCGAGAUAAUGAAGCUGGAUCAUCUCAUACAGAACAUAAAGGAAUCUUGUAAUAAAAGGGUGUCGGGCAUCUCGAAUCAGUUUGAGCGGCUGGCUACCGCGCUGGAUGAAUGUCGCACCUUGGCUAUAGAGUCCAUCAGGAAAGAGGAAAGGGCAGCUGUCGAGCAGGCGGUGAGAAACCGGGAUCAUUUACAGAGGCAUAUGGAAGCGCUUCACAAGCAGAAGAAGGAGGCAGAGGAGCUGCUCCUAAGCACUGAUGACAUCACAUUUCUGCAGGGCCUUCCUCUUCUCGUCCCUCCUGGUUCCAUCCCAUUGUUGGCCAGUGUCCCUUCGUGUGGCACAUCGCAAGUGGAUGCCGUGACCACAAUCCUACCUGAGGUGUUCCGGCUACUGAAGACAGAACUGCCUAAUGCCCUCUACCCAGCGAUGCCAGAGGCUACCGAUGAAGACCCCAAAGGUUCACCCUCUCCUGAAAGACCACGGGCAAAGCAGCGAGGACAUGCACUUAUCAUGAGUGAGCACAGGAAACGUCUUCAUAAAGAUUAUCGUAACCUGAGUUUUGAUGCGAAGAGCUCCAACAAAUACAUCCAGCUUUCACGGCAGAAUUAUAAAGCUUCUCAUAAAGCCUGUCUCACCGGGAAGCCUGUCUCCGAUCUGACGGAAAGAUUCCAGAACUGGCAGGUGAUGUGUACUGAGGGAUUCUCUGAAGGACACCAUUACUGGGAGGUGGAGAUCUCGGACUUCUUUGUGCAGUUGGGUGUAACGUACAGCCACCUGGCGCGUUCCAAAGGAGAAGAGCAUAAAAUUGGGCGCAACCCCUUCUCCUGGUGCCUACAGGUACAAAGGGCCAACCACUCAGCCUGGCACAACAACCAAGAGCAACGACUUCAGCCACCAAACUACCUCACAAUUGGGAUUAGCUUGGACUGCACAGCCGGCAAACUUUCGUUCUACGGGGUCAAAGAUGGCCGUCUUGAUCUCAUCCAUUCUUUCACCUGUAUCUUUACGGAUACUCUGUACCCAAUCUUCUGGAUUGGCGAGGGAGCGAGUGUUUUAUUGCGCCAGACCCAAGAUAAUUCCGACGUGGUACAAAGAGUGUUGGAUAUGAGUAUAUCACCUGGUCAAGUUUAAUGUGAAAGGGCAAAGGCAUUUGAUCAUAUAGUCGCAUCCCCAGUAGAUUACAGAGAAGCUGUCACAUAAUUCCACAU